Molecule: messenger RNA, 1341 nt
Organism: Exophiala viscosa
Lineage: Eukaryota; Fungi; Ascomycota; Eurotiomycetes; Chaetothyriales; Herpotrichiellaceae
Product: nitric oxide dioxygenase
Exons: 1
Coding region: 1-1341 (446 amino acids)
Biological process (GO): cellular response to nitrosative stress; nitric oxide catabolic process
Cellular component (GO): intracellular anatomical structure
Molecular function (GO): oxygen binding; heme binding; nitric oxide dioxygenase [NAD(P)H] activity
Source: RefSeq, a predicted model, not a curated record
AUGUUGGCAAGAACGCAAUUGAUCAAACUUGCCAUCUCCUCAACGAUCACCUCCUCAUUACGUGGUGCCAUCCCAACAACAACAACAAUGACUUCGACUGCUAGUUUCCAUUCAUCACCUCCGCGACACGAGCUGAGCGAGGAGCACCAAAAGAUUGUCAAAUCGACAGCGCCUGUCCUUGCCGAGCAUGGCGUGACAAUCACCUCUCAUUUCUACAAACGCAUGCUCGACAACCAUCCCGAACUCAAAAACAUCUUCAACGCUGCACAUCAAAGCACAGGCACACAACCUGCCGCUCUCGCUCAUGCUGUCUGGGCAUACGCUUCGAAUAUCGACAACCUGGGAGCGUUGACGACAGCCGUCUCUCGAAUAGGUCACAAACACGCCAGCCUUGGAAUCAGACCCGACCAUUAUCCGAUUGUCGGUGAAAACCUCCUAGCAUCAAUCAAAGAGGUGCUUGGUGAUGCAGUCAACCAGCCAGUUCUCGACGCCUGGGCCGCUGCGUACCAGCAACUUGCCGAUAUCUUCAUCGACUUCGAGAAGAAUCUUUACCACAAGGCGGAACAGACUUCAGGUGGUUGGACAGGCUGGCGCAAAUUCAAAGUCGCCCAGAAGGUCCACGAAAGCGACGAGAUCAUCUCAUUCUACCUAGAGCCCGUCGACGGCGCGAAGCUGCCCGAGUUCAAAUCCGGUCAGUACAUUUCCGUCCGGGUAUUCGUGCCUGAAUUGGGGGUAUAUCAGCCUCGGCAGUACAGUCUGUCCGAUAUUCCCGAUGGAAAGCACUUCCGUAUCUCGGUUAAGAAGGAAUCAGCCAAAGGCCUCGCACCAGCCGGCCGCAUCUCUAAUGUCCUGCAUGAAAAUGUACCCGAGGGAGCCGAGGUCGACGUCAGCAAUCCCUACGGCGACUUCACGCUCGAUGUGGAGACGGACGUCCCAGUUGUCCUGAUCAGCGGUGGUGUCGGUAUUACACCCAUGCUGUCCAUGCUGGGAACCCUUGUCGACCACGCGCCGAAAAGGAAGGUCGUCUUUGUGCACGCUGCCCGGGGUGGAAACGUACAUGCCAUGAAAGAAUACUUGUCACGGAUUAUGAAGGACAACUCGCAAGUCUCACGGGUCAUCUUCUACGAGAACGUCGCCGAGGCCGAACGGGAAGGCGUUGAGUACGACUACAAAGGCCGAAUCGAACUUGAAAAGGUCAAGGACAAGCUCCUGCUGCCCGACGCGAAUUACUACAUUUGCGGACCCAUUCCAUUCAUGCAGUCAAACCAGAAGGCUCUCGAGGGGUUGGGCGUCCCCAGCGAGCGGAUAUAUUCCGAAGUGUUUGGCUCUGGCAUUGCGUAG